UACUAGAGACUCUCACGCACGUCGGAGAAGCUGAGUUGGAGGAUCAUGGCGGAACGUAGGAGACACAAGAAGCGGAUCCAGGAGGUGAAUGAACCCACCAAGGAGGAGAAGGCCGUGGCCAAGUACCUCCGCUUUAACUGCCCCACAAAGUCCACAAACAUGAUGGGUCACCGGGUCGACUACUUCAUUGCCUCAAAGGCAGUGGACUGUCUGAUGGACUCCAAGUGGGCCAAGGCAAAGAAGGGAGAGGAGGCACUAUUCACCACCAGGGAGUCUGUGCUGGAUUACUGCAACAGACUUUUAAAGAAGCAGUUCUUCCACCGAGCUCUCAAAGUGAUGAAGAAAAAACCAGAGAAAGAGACAAAGAAGGAGAAGGAGAAAGAGAAGGAGAAGGAGAAGGAGAAAGCCAAGAGCGACAGCAGCAAAGAGGAGGAGAAAAAAGGGAAGAAGGAGAAAGACAAGAAGAAAGAGCCUGAAGCUGCUGAAAUCAAAAAAGACAAGAGUGACGACAGUCCUGGAACCCCCAAGAAGAAGAAAGAGGCCAAGAAGAAGUUUAAACUGGAGCCUCAUGAGGAUCAGCUGUUUGUGGAUGGAAACGAGGUUUAUGUGUGGAUUUACGAUCCUGUCCAUUUCAAGACAUUUGCCAUGGGACUGAUCCUCGUCAUUGCAGUGAUCGCAGCCACACUGUUCCCACUGUGGCCAGCAGAAAUGCGCGUUGGGGUCUACUAUCUAAGUGUGGCAGCAGGCUGCUUUGUGGCCAGUAUAUUGCUUCUAGCUGUCGGUAAGUGCAUGUUGAAAGAGACACCGUUGUCCACCGUGCCACAACAACUCUAUGGUCGUUAAACUAAGCCCCAGUAC
Messenger RNA from Solea senegalensis (Senegalese sole), 858 nucleotides. Its product is annotated as translocation protein SEC62-like. Bases 46 to 843 code for a protein of 265 amino acids. The transcript has 7 exons. The record is from RefSeq and is a predicted model, not a curated record. Gene Ontology annotation, biological process: post-translational protein targeting to membrane, translocation. Lineage: Eukaryota; Metazoa; Chordata; Actinopteri; Pleuronectiformes; Soleidae. Gene Ontology annotation, cellular component: endoplasmic reticulum membrane; endoplasmic reticulum.